Molecule: messenger RNA, 1109 nt
Organism: Rubroshorea leprosula
Lineage: Eukaryota; Viridiplantae; Streptophyta; Magnoliopsida; Malvales; Dipterocarpaceae
Source: the annotation of a GenBank genome assembly
GCUGUAGAAACUUUUGUCAAGACUUGAGGAGGUCCUGGAGGAGGAAACUGUCCUUUUGAAAUCUGAAUCCAUCGAACCAAUUAAAAAUUUUUUUCCUUUCAACUUCCUUUUUUUACUUUUGAUUUCUUGAAAUUGAGAGCGAAUCGAAAGGUAUUUCAAUGCCGCAGAAGAAGAAUUUCAGGAAAAGGAGCUUCCAGGAAGAGGAAGGAGACCAAAAGAACGUUUCCGAGGACGAAGAGGAAAGGAGAUUAGCGCUAGAGGAAGUGAAAUUCCUGCAGAAGCAGAGGGAGAGGAAGUCGGGAAUCCCUGCCAUUCCGACGGUGCAAGCCGGAGGCGCGGUUGAUAAAGUGAGUGAUAAUAAGGUCGAAGCCGAUGGAGACAAAGAGGAGCUUGUUCUUCAGGAUACCUUUGCUCAGGAAACCGCAGUCUUGGUUGAGGAUCCAAACAUGGUAAAGUUUGUUGAGCAAGAACUGGCAAAGAAGAGGGGUAGAAAUAUUGAUGCAAAAAAUGAAGUUGAGAAUGAUGUAAAUCGCACUGAAGAUGAAUUAUACAAAAUUCCUGAGCAUCUUAAGGUGAAAAAACGGAAUUCAGAAGAAAGCUCUACUCAGUGGACAACUGGGAUUGCUGAGGUUCAGCUCCCUAUUGAAUACAAGUUAAGAAAUAUUGAGGAAACAGAGGCUGCCAAAAAGCUUCUACAGGAGAAACGGCUCAUGGGCCGGACGAAAUCAGAAGUUAGCAUUCCGUCAAGUUACAGUGCAGAUUAUUUCCAGCGUGGAAGAGAUUAUGCUGAAAAACUCAGAAGAGAACAUCCUGAGCUGUACAAGGACAGAAGUUCACAGGCUGAUAAUGCUAGGUCCAGGCCAACUGAUACAGGCUCAGAUGCAGCAGGAAACAGGCAAGCUGCUACAGAUGAAUUCAUGCUAGAGCGGUUCCGAAAACGAGAACGCCAGCGGGUAAUGCGGAGAUAGCCCUUAUUUAUGCAAGUUUGAAUUCUGGUUCAUGUCUAUGGCAUUUGCAACAAAAAGGGCAAAUGCUAUAUAAACCUUUGUUGUGAUUUAUAACUUCCAUGUAAUAUUCUACAUAAUUUGUGAGCGGAUUUCAUUUGAUUG